AUGUCUUCCAUCUUCUCAAGUCUUUCCACCAAAAGCUCGGCUUCAUCAUCUCGCGCAUCCUCUAUCAAGGAACAAGCCCCCGCUCCACCAGAGACAAGCGAAGUCAUCGUCACCCCUCCUGAGGAAUCGAAACCGAAGAAGAAAUGGGAAUAUACCCCGGACCAACUGCAAAAGGUGUGCUCUUUCACUUUAUACACCAAGACCCUUUUACUACCCGAAUCGGACUCCUAUUAUCUAUGGGAGAAACGGUUCCUCGAUGACCCAGGUUGUCACCCGCGGUACUGUCGAGCUGCAAAGUGGAAGAUGGACGAUGCUAAGAAACGUAUCAAAGGCACCAUUGAGUGGAGGAGAGAGUAUAAGCCGGAACUCAUGCAACCGGGAGAUGUAAAGGUCGAAGCGGAGACGGGUAAGAUAAUAUUGAAGGGUUUCGAUAUGGAUGGUCGACCAGUUUUAUAUCUUCGUCCUGGGAGAGAGAACACGGAAACGUCUCCUCGUCAAAUCAGGCAUAUGAUUUAUCAUCUAGAACGAGCUAUUGAUCUUUGUCCACCAGGGCAAGAUCAGGUGACCAUCAUCGUCGAUUACAAAUCCGCCACAUCUUCCACAAUGCCUUCCAUCGGAAAAGGCAGAAGUGUAUUGAAUAUCUUACAGAAUCAUUAUGUCGAAAGAUUGGGCAGAGGAUUAGUCGUGAAUAUGCCCUGGUGGGUGAAUGCGUUCUUCACUGGAAUAUCGCCUUUUCUGGAUCCUAUCACUCGGGACAAGAUCCGCUUUAAUCCCAAACUCACUGAACUAGUCCCCCCUUCUCAAUUGGACUACGAGUUUGGGGGUGAACAUAACUUUGUCUUUGAUCAUGAUAUAUAUUGGAAGACAUUGACAGAGUUCUGUUGCCUUGCCGAAGACGGUACUCGUAUCGACAAAGAGGGCAAAUCUUGGAUCCCGCCAUUGGGUAACGGGAUCGCUGCCGCCCUCGAGGGGUAUGCUCCUACGCCAGAUGCCGUAGCCUCAGGGCAAAUGACCAAAAGCCCACAGGCUACUGCUGGCAUAGUUGACAAAGUCGACCCGAGUACGAGUGAAGCUCAGACCAUCGUUGCUGAACAUCGAGCCAAGGAGCCGGAAGAGAAGAAAGAACAAGGGAUCUCAGAGUUGCAAGAUAAAGUGGAAGCUUUGACGAUGGAGGUGCCCGCGGUGGAGACUGCUCCAGGCCCACCGACCGGAGAAGUGGUGUUUGAUCAUCCUCCGUCUGGGAAAGAACUGGCAGCAAUAUAG
This is a messenger RNA of Tremella mesenterica DSM 1558, 1263 nucleotides long. RefSeq lists its product as uncharacterized. Bases 1 to 1263 code for a protein of 420 amino acids. The record is from RefSeq and is a predicted model, not a curated record. NCBI's taxonomy places the organism in Eukaryota, Fungi, Basidiomycota, Tremellomycetes, Tremellales, Tremellaceae. The transcript is spliced from 10 exons. Gene Ontology annotation, molecular function: phosphatidylinositol transfer activity.